GUUCAUUCCUUACAGCUGGCAGCAGAGUGAAUGGUCGUGUGUGUCUGUGGGGUUAAUGGAAUAUAAUGCAUGGUGUCUUGCGUAUACUGACACGAAAUUAACUGCUAUUAUGGAGAAGGCAGAAAAUACGACUGAUGUUGAUCCAGGUGUAAUACCAGGCGAUUUUGGAAGAACAAAUGCAUCAGCAACUACGAAAAACUAUGACAUUUUUGGAAACGAGGGUUUCGGUGGUUACGGUAAUGAGUGUUUUAGUGUAUUUUAUGAAGUGAAUAUUGAGUGCAGCUCAGCAGUUGCGCAAAUGAAAAACAUCUGGAGCUAUGAUACCAACGACAAUCAGGUUUCAGUUCCUGAUUUAGUGCCUCAGAAUUUUCAAGGAAAUGGAAUUUUCUCUCGUAAAGUGUUUGUUGGGGGGCUUCCACCUGAUAUGAAUGCUGAUUUAAUUUCUUCAUUUUUCGAACAAUUUGGGGCAAACAGAGUUGACUGGCCGCAUCGCAAAUGUACUGGAGGUGAUAUUCCGCCAAACGGCUAG
Messenger RNA from Acanthocheilonema viteae, 529 nucleotides. Lineage: Eukaryota; Metazoa; Nematoda; Chromadorea; Rhabditida; Onchocercidae. The record is from the annotation of a GenBank genome assembly.